This is a messenger RNA of Vicia faba (fava bean), 792 nucleotides long. NCBI's taxonomy places the organism in Eukaryota, Viridiplantae, Streptophyta, Magnoliopsida, Fabales, Fabaceae. The record is from the annotation of a GenBank genome assembly.
AUGGCCAAAAAAUCUGAACGCAUCCAAGACCAUAAAACUUCAAGUGUUGAAGAAAGCAACACUAACAUCAUGCAACUUUGUUUAUCAAAUCAUACCAUUACCUUGACACAAAAGGUGAUUGCAGAAUUCAUUGGAACAUAUUUUGUGGUAUUUGCUGGUUGUGGUGUUAUAGCAGUGAACAAAAUUUAUGGCUCUGUGACAUUUCCAGGGAUUUGUAUCACUUGGGGACUUAUUGUAAUGGUAAUGUGUUACUCGGUUGGUCAUAUAUCUGGUGGGCACUUCAACCCUGCUGUUACCAUCACUUGGGCCAUCUUUCGCCGGAUCCCGAUUAAAGAGGCUCCACUAUACAUUCUUGCUCAAUUGUCUGGAUCAAUACUUGCAAGUGGCACAUUGUCUCUAAUGUUUGAGAUCACAUCCGAAACUCAUUUUGGAACGGUACCAGUUGGAUCAAAUGCUCAAUCUUUAGUUAUUGAAAUCAUCACCAGUUUUCUCUUAUUGUUUGUCGUUUCAGCAAUAGCCACGGACGAAAGAGUGGUGAAUAACUUGACAGGUGUUGCAGUUGGAAUGACUAUAACGUUGAAUGUCUUUAUUGCUGGGCCUGUAUCAGGGGCAUCUAUGAACCCAGCAAGAAGUAUUGGUGCUGCCCUUGUGGUACAUGUUUACAAAGGGUUAUGGAUAUACAUUGUUGGUCCAAUAGUUGGAGCUAUUGGUGGAGCAGUUGCCUAUGACUUUCUUAGAUCCAUAGAGAAACCACAUUCAGAGUUACCAUUGAGGAACAUAGUUGUAGUUUGA